Messenger RNA from Parastagonospora nodorum SN15, 828 nucleotides. RefSeq lists its product as hypothetical. Gene Ontology annotation, cellular component: fungal-type vacuole membrane. The record is from RefSeq and is a predicted model, not a curated record. Bases 1 to 828 code for a protein of 275 amino acids. Gene Ontology annotation, biological process: transmembrane transport. Lineage: Eukaryota; Fungi; Ascomycota; Dothideomycetes; Pleosporales; Phaeosphaeriaceae. Gene Ontology annotation, molecular function: transmembrane transporter activity. The transcript has a single exon.
AUGUUUUUCGAGAAGAGGAGGAUGGUUGCGACGGGAUUGGCGUCGACGGGCGCGAGCGUGGCAGGUAUUGCGUACACGCUUUCUAUGCGCGCGCUGUUCACGAGUGUGGGGUUUGCGUGGGCGGUGAGGAUUUUUGCAGUCAUCAUUUUGGCUACGAAUGCUGUGGCUUUUGCGGUCAUGAGGCUUCAGGCGCAGUAUGGAUCCAAGGGGUCGGGCUUUGGGUUCCAUCACUUCAAGGACCUGCCGUACUCGGUGUUUGUCGGUGCGUUCACGCUGUUCGUCGCGUCGAGCUUCGUGCCGUUCUUCUUCAUUCAGGAUUACGCGCUGCAGCUCGGUGUGUCGAAGGAAAUGGCGUUCAACCUGUUGAGCAUCAUGAACGCGGCGAACAUCUUUGGCCGGUUCGUGCCGAAUUUCAUUGCGGAUCGAUAUGGCGGCGUCAACACUCUGAUCCCGCUUAGUAUCGCUUGCAUUAUAACGCUUGCCUGCCUUCCGCUGGCACAGACACAGAGCUCGCUCAUUGCGAUCAGCGUCGUGUAUGGAUUUCUAUCGGGUGGCGUCAUCAUCAUCCCUGGACCUACGAUUACCGAACUUUCACCCACCAAUACUGAGAUUGGCGUACGGUUGGGUCUCGCCUAUUUAGUUGCUUCUUUUGGCGGCCUGCUUGGAAAUCCUCUCACGAGCCUGAUCAAGGGGGAUAGCAAGAACGCGGUUCAGAACUUCAACGGCGUAUGGUUUUGCGCUGCGGCAGUCAUGGCUGUGGCUGCAGUGGCGCUGGUUGCGACAAGAUGGCUGAAGCUGGGGUCGGCGUUGGCAGUUGGACGUGUCUGA